UCUCUUGUUUUCAGAGAAGUUCCUGGGAGACCAGCGGCUCAGCUAUGGACAGCCCCUCACGCUGACCUUCCAGGUGCCCCCCGGGGGGUCCCCGCCCCCCGUGCAUCUGAGGCUGGAAGGGGCAGGCUUGGCCCUGUCUCUGAGGCACUCCAGCGUGUCCAGCCCCCAGGACGCCGGGGAGGCCCAGCUCAGGUUCCUCCUGCAGGAGACCUCCGAGGACGUGGACCCUCCGCUGCCCGCCUUCCACUUCCAGCGGCUCCUCACCAACCUGACCAGUCUCCGUGUCUGUGCCGGCCGCCGCAGCCCAGGCCCUGCCGGCCAGGUGUUCCUGACCGAGGUCCAGCUCACAUCCGCCCGGUGGGGGCUGUCCCCCCCGGCCUCCUGGGUGGAGACCUGCUCCUGUCCCCAGGGCUACUCAGGCCAGUUCUGUGAGUCCUGUGCUCCAGGAUACAAGAGGGAGACCCCCCGAGGGGGUCCCUAUGCCAACUGUGUGCCCUGCACCUGUAACCAGCAUGGCACCUGUGACCCCAACACAGGGAUCUGCGUGUGCGGCCACCACACCGAGGGCCCGUCCUGUGAGCGCUGCAUGCCUGGAUUCUACGGCAAGCCCUUCACGGGCCAAGCUGACGACUGCCAGCCCUGCCCCUGCCCCGGGCAGUCAGCCUGCACGACCGUCCCGGAGAGCGGGGAGGUGGUGUGCACCCACUGUCCCCCGGGCCAGAGAGGCCUGCGCUGCGAGAUCUGUGAUGAUGGCUUUUUUGGGGACCCCCUGGGGCUCUCCGGGGCCCCCCAGCCCUGCCGGCAGUGCCAGUGCAACGGAAACGUGGACCCCAACGCCGUGGGCAACUGCGACCCCCUGUCCGGCCGCUGCUUGCGCUGCCUGCACAACACGACGGGGGACAGCUGUGAGCGCUGCCAGGACGGCUUCUACGGGAGCGCCCUGGCCCCUCGGCCCGCCGACAGAUGCCCGCCCUGCAGCUGCAACCCCGGGGGCUCAGUCAGCGACCAGACACCCUGCGACCCCAUGACGGGUCAGUGCCCCUGCCUGCCUCACGUGACUGGGCGGGACUGCGGCCACUGCAGCCCGGGCUUCUUUGACCUCCAGCCCGGGAGGGGCUGCCGCAGCUGUCAGUGCCACCCGCUGGGCUCCCAGGAGGACCAGUGCCACCCCAGGACUGGGCAGUGCCCCUGCCGCCUGGGCGUAGUGGGCCAGGCCUGUGACAGAUGCCAGCUCGGGUUCUUUGGCUUCUCCAUCAAGGGCUGCCGGGCCUGCAGGUGCUCCCCGCUGGGCGCCACCUCGGCCCAGUGCCACGAGAACAGCACAUGCGUGUGCAGGCCCGGCUUCGUGGGCUACAAGUGUGACCGCUGCCAUGACAACUUCUUCCUCACGGCGGGCGGCACGCAGUGCCAGGAGUGCCCACUCUGCUACGGCCUGGUGAAGGAGGAGGCAGCCAAGCUGAAGGCCAGACUGACCCUGAUGGAGGGGUGGCUGCAGGGGUCUGACUGCAGCAGUCCCUGGGGACCACUAGACAUUCUGCAGGGAGAGGCCCCACGGGGGGACGCCUACCAGGGCCACCACCUGCUGCCAGGCGCCCGGGAAGCCUUCCUGGAGCAGAUGACGGGCCUCGAGGGUGCUGUGAAGGCCGCCCUGGAGCAGCUGCGGGUGCUGAGCAAGGGAGCCCACUGUGCCCAGGCCAGAGCCCAGAAGACCUGCGUCCAGCUGGCAGACCUGGAGGCAGCACUGGCGUCCUCAGAAGAGGAGAUUCUGCACGCGGCCACCGUUCUCAAGUCUCUGGUGAUUCCCCAGGAAGGGCCCGGCCAGCCCAGCCCCUGGAGCCAUCUGGCCGUGGAGGCCCGAGCCCUUGCCAGGAGCCACAGAGGCAGCGCCGCCAAGAUCGAAGCCGCCGCCCGCAGGGCCCUGCUCGCCUCCAACGCUAGCUACGCGCUUCUCCGGAGUCUGGUGGAGGGUGCGGUGGCCCUGGAGACUCAGCGGGAACUGGAGGACAGGUACCAGGAGGUCCAAGCGGCCCAGAAGGCACUGGGCACGGCUGUCGCAGAGGUGCUGCCCGAAGCUGAGAGGGCGCUGGCCGCCGUGCAGCAAGUCCGCGCAGCUGCCGCCCCGCGACUGGCCGCGCCGGCUGCCCCCGGAGCACCGUCUCAGGAGGCCGAGGACUUGGGCCGGAAGGCGAGGGCUUUGGAGAAGACAGCUGCAUCCAGGGAGCGCGUGGCCACUGAGGCCACCCGAGCCCUCCAGGACACAGCCCAGGAGGUGCUGCAGAAGGUGGAGCCCCUUGUACAGCUGAACCAGGAGGCCAGAGCCGCCCUGGCCCAGGCUUCCUCGUCUGUCCAGGCUGCCACAGUGACCGUCACGGGAGCCAGGACCCUGCUGGCUGACCUGGAAGGACUGAAGUUGCAGUUCCCUCGGCCCGAGGACCAGGCGGUGCUGCAGGGGAAGGCGGGCGUCGUCAGGGGCAGGCUCCUUGCGGACGCGAAGAAGAAGACCAAGCAGGCGGAGAGGAUGCUGGGCAACGCGGCUUCUCUCUCCUCCAGCGCCAAGAAGAAGGGCAGAGAAGCAGAGCUGUUGGCCAAGGGCAAUGCCAAGCUUGCCAAGGCCUUGCUGAGGGAGGGGAAGCAGGGGCAGCGCCGUGCCAGCCGGCUCGCCAGCCAGACGCAGGCCACGCUGCGACAGGCCUCCCGGACACAGGCCACGCUCCAACAGGCCUCCCGGCAGGUGCUGGCCUCCACGGUGCGCGGGCAGGAGCAGGAGGAGGCUGAGCAGGUGGGUGCCGGGCUGAGCGAGCUGGAGCGGCAGAUCCGGGAAUCGCGCGUCUCCCUGGAGAAGGACAUAGAGGCCUUGUCAGAGCUGCUUGCCAGGCUGGCGUCACUGGACACCCGUGGAGCCCCAGCCCGGACCCUGAACGAGACUCAGCAGGCACUGGAGCGCCUGAGGCUACAGCUGGGCUCGCCGGGGGCCCUGCAGGGGAAACUGAGGCUGCUGGAGCAGGAGUCUGAGCAGCAGGAGCUGCAGAUCCAGGGCUUCGAGAGUGACCUCGCCCAGAUCCGCGCCGACAAGCAGAACUUGGAGGCCAUUCUGCACAGCCUGCCCGAGCACUGUGCCAGCUGGCAGUGAGGGCUGCCCAGACCCCCGGUGCACACUCCCCCACCUGCUGUUUUCAUGGCCCAGGGCAUGCACACACACACCCCACACAGAUGUGCCCACUUACGCACACUCCAGAGCCGGCUGCUGUGGACUGUCCGUGUGAAUAGUCGUGCUCCCUGCUGAGUCUGCCUGCACCCUCCUCCCUGCCAGCAGGAGUGUGUGCGCACACCCCGUGCACUCGGGCAUCGGUGUACACUGCCACCCCUGCACAGGCAUAAACAUACACACCGUGUCAGCGCAUGUGUGCACAUGCACACAUGUGGGUGCACGUCUGUGUGUGAUGCACACACACGUUCAAGUCCAUCCAGGCAUGCACACAUGUUAGAGUGAGUCCACAGGUGUUGUCGAGAGCCAGCUAUGUGCCAGGCACCCUGCAGGGGCUGGGCAAGUUGUCAGAUACCCGGCAGGGCCAACAUACCCACUCUUGCCCCAGACAGCAGAGGGAUCUCAGCAGAUCUGCAGAAAUCGAGAGUGGGUUCAGCAGGAGCCAGAGUGCCGGGUCCCAGAGCUGUCCUCUGUGCCACCACACCACUGCCUACCUGUCACCCGGCAGGGGCACCGGGCUACACCCAGCAGCUCUGUGCAGCCAGGGAAUCAGCAGGCCAAGAUCCUGGGAGGGUUCUCAGCGGUGGAAUCUGGGCCCACGGCCCCCUGAGGCAUUGAUGGGGCUUGGAGCAAGGCCCACCUGGCAAGGUGCCACCGGCUCUACCAGCUGUUUCCCUCUCAGCACCCUGGGACUGCACCAGACAUACUGGAGGAAUCACCUGCCCCCGGCCCCACCCCCACUUUAGCCUGUGAUCUGUCCAAAGAGCCAGACCCUCAAGGGCUGGAGGAGGCCUGGGUCAUGGGGACUCAGACAGGCCACUGAGAGCACUCCUUUAUGUCUCCAGCAACCCAAUGGCCUUUGAUUGACACUUCUCUAACCGGCCCUGUGGCCCCACCUGCCAUGAGGGAGGCCACAGGAGUGUGGGUGCAUGGCUGCCAUUCCUGUCUGUCCUGCCUGGGGAACCCCCCUGUGGCCAGGCCCUCCCGUGGCCUCUGCCCAGGACUCCCUGGCAUUUCCUCCUGGCACUCCUCCCCUUUCCUGGGCCGCCUCCAGCACAUGGCAGGGCCUUGGCACUGGGAGGACGGGCCCCUCCCGUGGCUCCCCGGACAGGAAGGGGGGCAGUGCGGACCAGCUCUGUGUAAUGUGGGAAUAAAGGACCCUUCUUCUGAGCUGGGUGG
Molecule: messenger RNA, 4384 nt
Organism: Microcebus murinus (gray mouse lemur)
Lineage: Eukaryota; Metazoa; Chordata; Mammalia; Primates; Cheirogaleidae
Source: RefSeq, a predicted model, not a curated record